Molecule: messenger RNA, 4868 nt
Organism: Pundamilia nyererei
Lineage: Eukaryota; Metazoa; Chordata; Actinopteri; Cichliformes; Cichlidae
Gene: ube2o
Product: ubiquitin-conjugating enzyme E2O
Exons: 22
Coding region: 285-4427 (1380 amino acids)
Molecular function (GO): ubiquitin conjugating enzyme activity
Source: RefSeq, a predicted model, not a curated record
AAUAAAAAUGUACACAAUUAGAGUAAGUUAGAGAGUCUCCCAUCAGCAGAUUACGAAUCAUACUUUACGUACAGCCUGCGGUCUUUCUCGGUGGCUCCUGUUUCUGGCUCUCGGCGCCCCUCAGUGGUGACAGCGGGUACUGCGUGAUGACGCUGCCACACUGCGCUUCUUACGUAGCCCGCGUAGCUACGUAAACACGUGCGCUUCGCUGCUUCCAGGUUACAGUUUUUUUUUAUUCCACCGUCAUCCUCGCGCUCCAGCAUCGCUCCCUGACAACAGCGGCGAUGGCGGAGCCCGUAGCAUCGGAUGCAGCGGCCAAGACAGACGCAGCAGCAGCGGCAUCAUCACCCACACCGGGCCCCUCUCCCGUAGCCAGCCCGGGCUCCGAGCCUCCUUCCAUGGCUCUCUCCCCCACCGCGGACGGCUCACAGCGGCUGCUCUUCUCCCACGACCUGGUCUCCGGACGAUAUCGCGGCUCAGUCCGGUUUGGCCUCGUACGGAUGAUCCACGGCGAGGAGGAUUUUAACUCAGAUUCGGACCUCGACGAUGGCGGAGGGAGAGGCGGAGACGGCGGCGGCGGUGGAGGAGGCGGACGAGUACCGUGCGGUUCGGACACUGAGAGCGCCGUGGACACCCCAAGUCGGCCUCUCGGGAGGGGAUUUGUCCGCGUCCAGUGGUACCCCGAAGGUGCGAAGCAGGACAUCAGGGAGACAAAGUUAAAACUUGAAGAUCGAUCGAUCGUCAUCAGAGACUUCGUGCGAAGAAACAACUCUAAUGAUAACCAGUGUGGCUCCGUGACCAACAUGAACAUCGAGUGUGCAGUGAAAUUAGUUGGAACCAACUGCGUUCUGUAUCCAGUCAACAGCAAAGACCUGCAGCACAUCUGGUCUUUCAUGUACGGCGACUACAUCGCCUACGACUUCUGGCUGGGGAAAGUGUACGACCUGACCAAUCACAUCAUCCUCAAGCUGUCCAAUGGAGCCAGGUGCUCCAUGAGCGUGGAAGACGGUGCCAAGCUUUAUGAUGUCUGUCCACACGUCAGUGAUUCGGGUCUGUUCUUUGACGAGGCGUACGGCUUUUACCCGGGACAGGUCCUGAUUGGUCCCGCCAAAGUUUUCUCCAAUGUCCAGUGGCUGUCAGGGGUCAAACCUGUGCUCAGCAGGAAGUGCAAGUUCAGGGUGGUGGUAGAAGAGGUGAAGGUGGUGGAGCUGAAAGUGACGUGGAUCACCAAGAGCUACUCGCCCAAAGGUUCUGACAGCGUUUAUCCGCCUGCCUCCACCAUCACACAGGAAAACCUCUGCAGGGUGAGGCGUCUGGGCUACUACGACCACACCCAGAGGCAGCUGGGAGAGAGGGCCCUCUACGUAUUCCCGGCCAAAGGUGAUGCCACACGCAUCACCUGUGAUGGACCUGAGGGCGCCCCUGUUUUGCCUGAAGACCCUGUUGCCAGAAAGUUGAAAAGGAUGUUCAAGAAGGAUUCUGGGAAGAAGACAGAGAACGCCGAAUUACAAGGCGAGCACAGAUCUGAACAGACCGACUCGAAUCAUCCCAACAACAACAACGGUCCCGCGGUUUCCGUUCAGAACGCUCCAGACUCGCAGAACGACGCCUCGGCUGAACACGGCGAGCAGGACGCUGAUGACGAGGCUGCAGAGGAAACCGACGACACCAGCUCUUUAACGUCAUCAGCGAGCUCCACAGCCUCCUCUCAGAGCGGCGGUCUGGGAACCAACCGCAAGAAGAGCAUCCCGCUCUCCAUCCGCAACCUGAAGAGGAAGCACAAGAAGAAGAGGACAAAGUUCUCCCGCGAAUUCAAGCCCGGAGACCGAGUGGCAGUGGAAGUCGUAUCCACGAAUACCACGGCUGAUGUGAUGUGGAAGGACGGCCGGGUGGAGAAGGGGAUCCGAUCGAACGACCUCUACCCCAUCCAGCACCUGGACAGCCACGAGUUUUGCCCCGGCGACUUUGUAGUAGAUAAACGACCCCAAGCGCUGCAGGACCCCGGGGUGUACGGCAUGAUCCAGUCUGGCGAUCACAAAGGCAGAACGUGUGUGGUGAAAUGGAUCAAACUCAACUCCACCAGUGACGACGUGGAGGUCAUCGGUUUGGAGGAGGAUGUCAGUGUCUACGACAUCGCUGAUCAUCCGGACUUUCACUUCCGCACGACCGACAUCGUCAUCAGAAUAUGGAACUCGGAAAACGGACAGAACGACUGUGAAAAUGAGACGUCAGUCGGUCAGGUGUACAGGGUGGAUGUAAGCAGCAAAGUAGAGGUGGUGUGGGCAGACAAUUCGAGGACCAUUGUCCUGCCACAGCACCUCUACAACGUGGAAUCGGAGAUCGAGGAGACGGACUACGACUCAGUGGAAGAAACGAGCAGCGUUCUGUCGACCGAGGAGUGGGAGGACGAGAGCGACAGCUGGGAGACAGACAACGGUCUGACCCCAGAGGACGACAGCCACGUGAACAACGCGGAUGCCACGGAUACUGCGACGCCGACCCCGACGCCCACUGGCUCCACGACAUUCAUCAUCCCACCGCAGGAGGGCAGCAAAGCCGGGGUUACCAGCCCCACCAAAGGAGUCUCAGGAGAGGAGGGCGAAGCGUCUAUGGCGAGUCCUGCUUCUGGUGGAGGAGGAGCUGUGAACGGAGCGGAGAAACCCGGUAAGGAUGGAGCCUCUCGGGGCUUCAGGGAGUUGAAAGAGGCGCUGAAGAUCCUGGAGAGCUUGAAGAACAUGACUGUGGAGCAGCUCUGGACCGGUGGCUCCCCAACCUCCCCGACCUCCGUCGAACCCGCUUCCACGACUAACGUGGCGAGUUCGGUGACGCCGACGACCCAAGAAAAACCGACCAAGGAGAAACGCUUCCUAGACGAUAUCAAGAAGCUCCAGGAAAACCUGAGGAAGACUCUGGACAACGUGGCCAUCGUGGAGGAGGAGAAGAUGGAAGCUGUGGUGGAGGCAGUGGGGAGUGUGGGAGCAGGGAUGGAGGCGGGUGUUAAACAGGCAGAGAGAGCUGGAGAUGAAAAGCCCCAGCAGGAGGCGCAGACACCCGUAGGUCAGCAGGAGUGGCCCAGUGAGAUUCUCAGUGACACGCCGGUACUGUGCCAGCAGAGCGGCGGCAAACCCGGUGUGACAUUUACCAGUGCCAAGGGGGAGGUGUUCUCGGUGCUAGAGUGGGCACCAGAAACUCACUCGUUUAAGAAAAUGGAGUUCCAGCCUGCGGAGGCGAAGAAGUUCUUCAGCACGGUGAGGAAGGAAAUGGCUCUGCUAGCGACAUCGCUGCCUGAUGGCAUCAUGGUCAAAACCUUUGAGGACCGCAUGGACCUGUUCUCGGCUCUGAUCAAAGGGCCGACUCGUACGCCCUACGAGGACGGUGUGUUCCUGUUUGACAUCCAGCUGCCUAACAUCUACCCAGCUGUGCCGCCUCUGUUUCGAUACCUGUCCCAGUGCAGCGGCCGCCUCAAUCCCAACCUCUACGACAACGGCAAGGUCUGCGUCAGCCUGCUGGGCACCUGGAUAGGCAAGGGCACUGAGAGAUGGACCAGCAAGUCCAGCCUGUUGCAAGUCCUCAUCUCGAUACAAGGCCUUAUCCUCGUCAAUGAGCCUUACUACAACGAGGCCGGCUUCGACAGUGACCGAGGCCUGCAGGAGGGAUACGAGAACAGUCGCUGCUACAAUGAGAUGGCUCUGAUCAAGAUGGUGCAGUCUAUGACGCAACUCCUCCAGAAUCCCAUUGAGGUCUUCAAGCAGGAGAUCCAGGAGCACUUUGUUUCUAAUGGCUGGCGGCUCGUCCACCGGCUGGAGUCGUGGCUGGAGCUGCACGACUCUGCGGAGCGAGGGCAGGCCGCACACCCGUACUCCAGGGCUCAGCACUCCAAGGACCGACCUUCAUCUGUGGAGCCUCUGGAUGAGCAGCUGGCCCUGGGAUCGGGGCCCGUGGCGGUGGCCCACAGCAGCCCCGGUAAGGCGGGGGAGGAGGGAUACACGGGAGCAGGCGUCACCAGUAUUAUGGAGGAGGAGCUGGAGGAUUCAGGACUGAGUCCCUCCACCACAGCAGCCUCUCAGCAGGAGCUGGGCAACAACUCAGACUGCGACAGCAACCUGGGGAACAGCUCUCUGGGCAGUGAAACCAGGGGCAGCGCUGCGGGGCCCGGCUCCGUAAGCCGCACCGGGACGUCCGAGUCGGGUUCUGCCGCAGCGAGCGCAGGAGGGGCGGGCUCCUCGGGGAGCCAGCCAGUGGUGAGACCAAAGAAAAGGAGAAAGAGCUACCGAAGCUUCCUCCCGGAGGGCAGCGGUUACCCCGACAUCGGCUUCCCGCUCUUCCCGCUUUCAAAGGGAUUCGUGAAGAGCGUCCGAGGCGUGCUGCAGCAGUACCGAGCUGCGCUGGCAGCCGCAGGCAUCCCCGAGCACACAGAGGACAAGUAAGUGCCUCCUCAUCCUUUCCCAGUAUGCCACUGCACUGUUCCCUGCUCCUUUUCCUCCUCUUCUUCUACCUUUUCAUCCGCCUCAAGCCGUCGAGGAGGAUCCAUUACUUGUUGUCUGGGAGAGGGGGGCUACAGCUUUCUGUCUGCUGUACCCCUGUCCAGAGCUGCACUAAGCCCCCAGCACUGCCCACAUUUUUAACCUUUACCUCCAUUUCUUAGUCUUUACUGCUCCUGCUGCCCUGAACUCCACAACAUUCUGCCUUUUCUUGCCCCCAUAAUCGAACCACGAUUGCAAGAGAGCCGCACCUUUGAUCGGGAGCGUGAGCGGGCUCUGCUCGGGACGACGAUUUGAUCAUGUUUUUGUUUCCUUCAGUGUCCCUGCAGACGAGUGCGAAGCAUAAAGAGCGACUCACCCACCUGCACACACACCUGAGGGAGCUGC